Ophidiomyces ophidiicola is the source of this 2070-nucleotide messenger RNA. It is a transcript of the gene ATG7, whose product is annotated as Autophagy protein 7. The transcript has 7 exons. The coding region runs from base 1 to 2070 and encodes 689 amino acids. The record is from RefSeq and is a predicted model, not a curated record. Gene Ontology annotation, molecular function: Atg8 activating enzyme activity; Atg12 activating enzyme activity. Gene Ontology annotation, cellular component: cytoplasm; phagophore assembly site. NCBI's taxonomy places the organism in Eukaryota, Fungi, Ascomycota, Eurotiomycetes, Onygenales, Onygenaceae. Gene Ontology annotation, biological process: autophagosome assembly; protein modification by small protein conjugation; piecemeal microautophagy of the nucleus.
AUGCAGUACACACCAUUCAUCUCUGAUAUAGAAAUCCCUUUCUACUCAUCUCUUGCCUCACGGAAGCUGAACCAUGAUAAGCUCGAUGACUCGGCUCGCAAGCUCCUGGGUUUCUAUGAACUCCGGCCGUCCGAUCUACCUCAGGCAUCUUGCCGAAUGCAGAUCAACGGAAAUGCUCUAGUAAUAGACGAGGUCCCUACUGGCUCCUUUAGGGCCGACGGUAUAAUAAAAAACUUCAAUACUGCUGAAGAUUACCAAAAUUCCGACAAGAGCGCACUGCUCCAAGAAGCAGGACAGCGAAUUUGGGACUCGAUAAUGGACGAAACUGUCUAUUCUCAGCCCUCCAUUCUCGCAUCAUUCUUAGCACUUUCGUUUGCAGAUCUCAAGAAGUAUAGGUUUUCAUACUGGUUUGCAUUUCCAGCCAUCCAUUCAAUCCCGCCAUGGUCUUUGGUAAACGCUUCUGAGCCUAAGGACUCUGCUAUCAGAAUAGGCACUUCAUCUCAACCCUCCUUAGAACAGUUGACUAUUGAUGGUAGAAAUGCUUUGGUGACCGCUGUGCAAAAUUGGCGGCACAAGGCAGAUGUAUGCCAACACGGUUUUUUCCUUGCCAAAAGAAGUCAACCCACAGCACUUUCGGGCAAUAAGGAGCAUGGGUUAUCCUGGGUUGUUUCGUCACUUUCUGCUUAUGAGACAGGGUUCUUUCAAGAUUCUGCUACAGAGGAUUGCUUUGUGUGUUUUGCUGAUCCAUCGAAUUAUCGUGAUACUCCCGGCUGGAUGUUAAGGAAUUUACUCAUUCUAAUCCGGUAUAAGUGGAGACUUAAUCGAGUGCGAAUAAUUCGCUACCGUGACAUUCUGGCAACGAACAUGGAAGUCCAGAGCAUCAUUGUUGACUUGAUAUCCGAGUCUGUGGAGAAUGUGAGCAAUGCCGACCUGACAAUGCCAAAGGUCAGUGGAUGGGAGCGAAAUGCUUCCGGCAAGUUAUCUGGUCGUGUAGUGAAUCUUACGGAAUAUAUGGAUCCUCAAAGAUUGGCAGACCAAUCUGUAGAUCUCAAUUUGACACUAAUGAAAUGGAGAAUUAGCCCUGGUCUUGACUUGCAAAAAAUUAAGAAUACUAAAUGCUUGCUUCUCGGCGCAGGAACCCUGGGGUGUUAUGUUGCAAGAUGUCUACUGGCUUGGGGUGUAAAAACAAUCACAUUUGUGGAUAAUGGCUCUGUGUCGUUUUCUAAUCCUGUAAGGCAACCCUUAUUCGCUUUUACCGAUUGCCUGGAUGGCGGUGUCAAGAAAGCCCUACGUGCAGCAGAAUCUCUCCAAGAGAUUUAUCCUGGGGUCUCUUCUACAGGCUAUGUUCUAUCCAUUCCCAUGGCUGGACAUCCUAUGGUAAACCCCGAUCAAGCAAAGACUGAUUACGAAACUUUAAAACGUCUCGUUGACGAACAUGAUGCUGUAUUUCUAUUGAUGGACACUAGAGAAUCUCGCUGGCUCCCUACUGUAAUGGGAAAAGCUGCUGGAAAGGUUGUCAUGAAUGCUGCCUUGGGAUUUGACACCUUCCUCGUUAUGCGUCACGGUGAUUCAAAAGUAGAGCCCAGUCUCGGCUGUUACUUUUGCAACGAUAUUGUAGCACCAGCAAACUCGGCAAAAGCACAGACACUCGACCAACAGUGCACAGUAACAAGACCAGGAGGCUCUAUGAUGGCUUCUUCCCUGUUAGUCGAACUUUUUAUCUCACUCCUCCAACAACCGGAGGGGGUGGCAGCUCCUACUACUUCAGAAAAUGGGGUUGAAUCUCCAAAUCCCUUGGGCAUUGUUCCACAUCAAAUACGAGGGUUUUUAUCUACAUUUUCAUUUAUGAAUGUCACUGGUCGAAGCUAUGAGUUCUGUAGUGCUUGCUCAAAUACCGUUCUUAAUGCAUAUAGAGCACAUGGCUGGGAAUUCGUUCAGAGAGCAAUAAAUGAGAGUGGAUAUAUAGAAGAAGUUAGUGGGUUGAAGGAGGUUCAACGGCAAGCUGAAGAGGCAAUCGCUUCUUUAGAGUUGGAGGACUCUUCCUUUGAAAGUGAUUCGGAUUUGAUUUAA